GUCAGAACUUGACACUGUCAUAUGGCAAAACGUCAAGUUCAGUCACUUCCAGUCCAGAGGUACAGUUUGGUAAUUUUUUUAAAUAUUUACGUAAAUUAAAAGAUAUAACUUAUUUAAUAAAAUUUCAGUAUACAAAUAGCGCCGAUAAUACAAUGACUGCCAAAAAGAUUGUAUUUAAGCAGGACAAGGACGAUGACGAAUACGAAUAUUUAGGAACACAGUGUUUUCAAAUCAAUCCCCAUGUUGAAGAGAAAGAAAUUCCAACGAACGGCGAAGAAUACCUAUUAAAAGUGAUUAAGGAACGUGCGAAGUAUGCUACAGUAACAAAGUGCGAUUUAGACAUAUCAGAAAUAAAUAAGAAACGUUGCAAUACUGUAAACGAGCAUGAAAAUCCUGUGCGGCCAGAACUAUUAAAACCAACAAUAGAAUGGCAAAACAUUCAAAUUGCGGACUUUUCAGAUCUUCACAUGUAUGUCAUACGUAUGGCUGCUAGAAAAAGAUGUUUACUGCCUUCGAUAUUUGAAGAGACAUAUAAAGACUUUUUAAAUGAUGGUGAUAUAUUGUGGGACAAGGUUUUUGAAAGUACAGAGCCUACACUAUCACAUGUUGUUGGGUUAACACAUAGUGCAGUUGAAAGUGGUUUGGAUGCUAUAUUGUCAACUCUUCAAGAAGUACCACCAGGACAGUCUAUUGAUCGUAGAACAGGAUUAUGGCUCCAUGCACUGCUCACUGUCACAAGGCAUCCACCACAGUCAGAUGACAGCUUUAUACUUAGAAAUAUUUGCAGAAGAUGUGCUGAAAUAAGGGCCAGUAUUGACUUAAAUGCGGAAAAUGCAAGAGAACUAGCAACACCUUUAAAUAUUUUUAUAUGUAUCAUAGCAAAGUAUUUUGGACAACAUGACUUAGGUGACUAUGAACUUGAUGAUUCCAAAGUUGCUCAAAUUUAUUAUGAUUCAAAAGUAGCACAGAUAUAUUAUUGACAAAGAUUUUAAUGCUUCCUCCUUGUAAGUCAAAGAGAGAAGUAGUCUGUAACACAAAUGAGACUGACUGCCAAUUUAAGAC
Messenger RNA from Spodoptera littoralis (African cotton leafworm), 1062 nucleotides. Lineage: Eukaryota; Metazoa; Arthropoda; Insecta; Lepidoptera; Noctuidae. The record is from the annotation of a GenBank genome assembly.